AUGGGACUACCGCAGUUAGAAAAUUGUUGCUUCGUUUUGGAUCUGAAGACUGGUAACAUUGUUAUGGGGUGCUUGAAUGCGCUAUUAUCAUUCACAAUGUUCGUGAUAAUGAUCGUGGUCGCCAGCACUUUAGAACCUAUCAAAUACGCCGCAGAAGAGGAAAGGGAUCUGAACGCUGAAGCCGCGGCCACGGGCCUGUAUGUGAUGUCAAUCAUACUCGUACUGAUGUUCUUAGCCAAGUUCUGUUUCGACAUGUUCUUCGUUUACGGUGUUAUUAUGGAGCGUGCCAACAUCAUCAGAGCGUACUUUGUCAUGUGGGUGGUGUUCUUGCUUCUUUCCGUCUUCACGUUCUUCCUGAAUGCACCAGGUUAUGGCGCUGGAACAAUCUGCAUGGAAGUUUUCUAUAUUGGUUUGAAUAUCUACGCCAUCUUGCUGAGCCACAGUUUUUACAAAUUACUCAAUACAAGAGAAGAGGUAUAAGAUUAG
This is a messenger RNA of Nymphalis io (European peacock), 486 nucleotides long. RefSeq lists its product as uncharacterized. Lineage: Eukaryota; Metazoa; Arthropoda; Insecta; Lepidoptera; Nymphalidae. The coding region runs from base 1 to 480 and encodes 159 amino acids. The transcript is spliced from 4 exons. The record is from RefSeq and is a predicted model, not a curated record.